GUCACAAGGUGAAAGUUCACCAAACUGGGAAGUAUCCAACGGUUAGCUGUCGGCUCUGUGAAGUGUGUGCCCUGAUUGUCGAAGUUGUGUGCUCAUCCUUUGAAUUUGAUCAAUGCAAAUAGCUAACAAUAUCUAGCUAUAAACAAUAAGCUAGCAGGUGGCGAAUAAGCUCCAUCCUUCCAGCCAGCAAGCUGGCAUGAUGACUACUAUCGUCCAUGAUACCUCAGAGGCUGUGUGUCUAUGCAAGGAGUACAACCUGUACCUAAAGCCUAUUGCCAAGAUGACUGUCAGUGUGGCCUUACCUCAGCUCAAGUUGCCUGGAAAGAGCAUCUCCAACUGGGAGGUAAUGGAGAGAGUUAAAGCGAUGGUAUCUCCAGAGCAGUUCUCAGCUCUGCGGAUUUCCAAAAGCACCAUGGACUUCAUCCGCUUUGAUGGAGAGGUGGAGAACAGGGGCGUGGUCAAGAGCCUGCUGGGACGCCUGGAUGGAAAGACUAUCAAACUCAGCGGCUUCACGGACAUAUUGAAGGUGCGUGCUGUGGAAAACAAGAUGGACUUCCCCACCCGUCACGACUGGGACUCGUUCUUCCGUGACGCAAAGGACAUGAACGAGAGAAUGCCAGGGGAGAGACCUGACACCAUCCACCUGGAGGGCCUCCCUUGCCGCUGGUUCACCCAGAAGGACGGCCUCCCCGACCGGCCAGUCGAGGCGGUGUUGCAGGCUGUCUUUGAGUGCUUCGGACCCAUCCGAAACGUAGACAUCCCAAUGCUGGACCCCUACAGGGAGGAAAUGCUGGAUAAGAACUUCAACACGUUCUCUUUCGGAGGCCAUCUGAACUUCGAAGCCUUCGUCCAGUACCAGGAGUACUGUGGCUUUGCCAAAGCCAUGGACACACUGCGGGGGAUGAAGCUCAUGUUCAAGGGAGAGGAUGGCAAAGCUGUGGCCUGCAACAUUAAAGUGACCUUUGACACCAGCAAGCACCUGAGCGAGACGUCCCUGAAGAGGAGGCAGCAGGAGAGGAUGAAGCUGCAGGAGCUGGAGAGACAGAGGGAGGAGCAGAAGCGACGGGAGAAGGAGGAGGAGGAGAAGCGCAAGGAGGAUGAGAGGAAGCAGAAGGAGCAGGAGGAGGAGGAGAAGGAGAGGAAGCGGGAGGAGCGCCUGCGCAAGCGCGAGCAGAAGCUGCGGGAGCGGGAGGACAAGCGGAGCCAGAAGAAGGCCAAGAAGCUCCAGGAGGAGGAGCAGAGGCGGCUGCAGAUGAAGAUCGCCACGGAGGAGCGGAGGCUGCUGCUGGCCCAGCGCAACCUGGAGUCCAUCCGCCUCAUCGCCGAGCUCCUGGGCCGCGCCAAGGCCCUCAAGCAGCAGGAGCAGGAGAAGGAGAGGGCGGAGCGAGAGCAGAGGGAGCGGGCGGAGCAGAGGCGGCAGAAGGAGGAGCUCGCCCGGCUGCAGCAGCUGGAGGCCUGCCGGCGCAAGCAGGAGGAGGAGCUGCGGCGGGUGGAGGCGGAGAAGGGGCGCGCCCUGGAGCUGCAGCGCAAGGAGAAGGAGUUGAGAGGGCGCCUGCUCGGGAACCUGCUGAAGAAGAACGCCGGGGAGGACGCCCAGCCUCCCGGGGACCCCCGGGACCAGGGCCUCGCGCUGCCCACGGACCAGGCCUCGCUCCUCGGGCCUCUCGGCCAGCACGGUGGCCUCCAGCCUCCGGUGAACGGAGGCCGGGCUGCGUUGGAGCGCAGGGAGAGACCGAAAGCCCUGAAGCGCUCCAAGGUCUCCGGGCGAGCGGGGAAGGAGGGCAGAGGGGCGGAUCGGAGAGCGGGAGGGGACGAGAGGAGCGGACGAGAGAACCGGAGAGGGGGGGACGAGAACAGGAGAGGCCCCGGCAGACAGAGCAGGGAAAGGGACGGGACGAAGGCACACAGCCGGCCAGCCAGGGGGAGGAGGGACGGCCAUAGGCGGAGCCCCAGCCGCGAGCGCAGUUCCAGCCGCCAUAGGAGGAGCCCCAGCCGGGGGCAGAGCCACGGCCGGGGGGGGAGUCACGGGCGGCACCGGAGCUCCAGUCGUGAUAGGAGGAGCAGCAGCAGCAGGAGGAGGAGCCACAGCCGAGGGGGGAGGAGCCACAGCCGAGGGGGGAGGAGCCACAGCUCUCGGAGCAGCAGGUCUCGGAGCAGGGACAGGCGCAGCCGUAGCCGCGGCAACAGGAGAGGGCACAGGCACCGUAGUCGGAGCUACAGCCGAGACAGGAGCCGCUCAAGGCGCCACUAGCUGAACCAAUGUGGAUGAGAGAACUGGCCCACCUUACCAUCGAAACAGAAGCCUGCACACACAGACCACUGUAGAACCAUCGCUUCGAGAUAAACCCUGUGCAGAGUAGCAGUCAACCAGGCCAGAGAUAUGCUGAUUUAGGGUCUUGUCUGUUGAGAGGAUCUCUCCGCUCUCGGAAGGCUCACUAUCAAGCUCCUUAGUGUUCCCAUUACAGUGUCCUCAGCCUGUAGAAUGUGAAGGUCAUCGACUGCUGUUCCAGAAACCCAGUGGACUGUUCUGGAAAACGGUUUGUGUCUUCUACUGCACCGUGGGAGACACUAGCAGAACAUAUAGGAAGCAAUGCUGUUUGACUGUGUUCAGUAUCAAUGCUGUUCACGGGGAAUGCUGGGAGUUGGAGUUUGGCACCACACAAGCGGCACACUGACAGCGACAGUUAUUUCAAGUUCAAGUUAUUUCACUAUGUCAAUUCCCAAAGAACGGAUUCAAAUAUAAUGCCUACCCCCACGUCUAACCAGACACAGCAGUCUGGGCUGUGUAAAUAAAAGCUUGCUUAGGUCAGCGUGUACAGUUCAGUAUGAGACAGUUUAGGUUAGAAAAAUUGAGAGUUGAGUAAUGAGCCACAAUCAGUCCCUACAGGGUCCUUGAUCUUGAACAUAGUGGUGCCUCCAUCCAUGGAACCUUAUUGCGCACAAUACCACAUCUCUGCCUCCCCUUUGCUCCUGUCUGACCUACCAUGGGACAGGGUAACCAUGGGAUGUGCAGCGUUUUGCCUGUGUUAAAGAUAGGGGUUUGCUUCAGCUAGGUUGCCUUAUCAAUGAAGACCUGUACAGAGAUGUGUCGUCAAUUUCUUUUUCUCUUUUGCAUCCACAGUUUAAGACUUGAGAUGUAAGGGUGUCUUAAGUACAGUCUCUUAUGAAAGCCGCCGUUUUGACCUUGUCGGUCUGCGAAUCAGCCCGUCGAUCCGUUUGAGUUGGUGUGUGUUUGUGAACCUGUGUCCUGGCCAUUUUGACUCCUGCAUGUCAUGCGUACACACUGGAGACAGGACUUCAUAUGUUUAAAUAAAGGAAGAAAAACGUU
Molecule: messenger RNA, 3328 nt
Organism: Osmerus eperlanus (European smelt)
Lineage: Eukaryota; Metazoa; Chordata; Actinopteri; Osmeriformes; Osmeridae
Gene: akap17a
Product: A kinase (PRKA) anchor protein 17A
Exons: 6
Coding region: 197-2251 (684 amino acids)
Source: RefSeq, a predicted model, not a curated record